UCCUGCCCCGGGGCCGCUGCUCCUCCCUCGCUGCCGGCACCGAGCGCGGGAGGCUCGGGAGCGGCUCCGGGAGCGGCCCCGGCACAGGCGGCCCGGCCCGGCCGGGCGGGGGCGAUUCGGGGCCGCCCCAGAACGGCCCGAGCGAACGGAGAGCGGAACAGAGAGCGGUCCCAGCUCCCGGAGCUCCGCUCCCAGCUCCCCGAGCUCCGCUCCCAGCUCCCGGAGCUCCGCUCCCAGCUCCCGGAGCUCCCGGGCUGCGCUGAGGGCGCGGGAUGUCCCGCACUGACUGUCCAGAUGUGCCGCCCUGGCAGGCGCUGCCCGGACACGGCGGGGACGGAUCGGCGCUAUGGAACGGGCUUUGAAGAACUGAUGGAGUAAGACAGAAGAUCCCCAGGAAGAGGAUGGACAUUGGUGCCAGGCAGCUCAAACAAGGCUUUUAGCAGUCCAGGAACACCACAGAGACAAUGAGAGUUCGCCUCAAAGGGGAUGUGAUCUGCACCCUCCUCCUGCUGGUAGCACUUUGCUCUUUACUCUACUCCCAGCUGGAAUAUUUAGUCCGGGCAGGAAACAAGGAGCCAACACAGAAGAAGCCUCCAGCAACCCCAAAAGUAUCCUCAGAUCCCCGAGCACCUCAGAGACUGAUGCCAGCAGAGGCAACAGCACCCAGACCCCAAGUUACCCCUGUCAUUAGACGAGCAGAAGUGGCCAAGAACAGGGUCCAAGCUACAACUCCCCCCCCGCCGACUGAUUCUGCCUUCAACUUCCAGCACUAUCUCCUCAACAAGGACAAGAGGAACUUCAACCUCCUCAUCAACCAGCCCAGGAAAUGCCGGAAAACACCUGGGGGGCCUUUCCUGCUCAUUGCCAUCAAAUCGGUGGUUGAAGACUUUGACAGGCGCGAGAUCGUCCGGAAAACUUGGGGCAGGGAGGGUUUGGUGAACGGGGAGCAGAUCCAGCGAGUGUUCCUCCUGGGAACACCAAAGAACAGGACAGUGCUGGCCACGUGGGAGACCCUGAUCCACCAGGAGAGUCAGACAUACCGGGACAUUCUGCUCUGGGACUUCAUGGACACUUUCUUCAACCUGACCCUGAAGGAGAUCCACUUCCUGAGCUGGGCUGCCGAGUUCUGCCACGACGUCAAAUUCAUUUUUAAAGGUGACGCCGACGUUUUUGUCAACAUUGAGAACAUCGUUGAUUUCCUCAAGAGACACGACCCCACUGAGGACCUCUUUGUUGGGGACAUCAUCUACAACGCCCGUCCCAUCCGCGUCCAGAAGAGCAAAUACUACAUCCCAGAGACCAUGUACGGGCUCAGCAUCUACCCGGCCUACGCGGGGGGAGGAGGGUUCCUGCUCUCCAGCCGCACCAUGAGGAGGCUCUCGAGGGCCUGCAGGGAGGUGGAACUCUUCCCCAUCGACGACGUCUUCUUGGGCAUGUGCUUACAGAGAAUCAACCUCAAGCCCAUUUUGCAUGAAGGAUUCAAGACCUUUGGCAUCGUCAAGCCUUCUGCUGCCCCACACCUGCAGACCUUCGACCCCUGUUUUUACAAGGACCUCAUGGUAGUUCACAGUCUGAAAGUCGCCGAGGUCUGGCUGAUGUGGAACCUGCUCCACAGCCCACGUCUCUCCUGCACUCAGAAGAAGCAAGUGAAAAAGCCUUUCCAGUGGAAAAAGAAAGCUCAAACUACAGCACAAACAUCACCCCUGAGAUGAUGCAGGCAGACUGCAGCACAAACACGCAGCAAACCAGCUGAGAAAGGGAACCUGGAGCUGGUGCAGCCCGACAAACCAACUGCACAAGUAUUUUAGCACAUCUUAUUGUUAAGAGAACACAGCAAACAACUGCAGGAAUUUGCCCAAAUUCCACAUUUGCACAUACAUGUCAUGUGGGUCCUCCUCUAUUAAUGAGUCCAAAUAAUCAUAGCAAUAUAUGUAAUUUAUUAUUAUUUAUUAGGAUUAUACUAGUGCUUAGCAGGACACUGUGUAAAAGGACAUUGAAAAAUGCAGUCCUUGGAGGUUUUUCAGCAUUGUUAGAAACGUGAGAAAUGAAAGAAGAUACAAGGUAAGAGCACAGACACCAGGGAGCACAGGGAUCAUUGUCAGCUUGCUACUUGACUUGGACUCAUUGACAAACGACCACACAGUAAUGAGGGCAAAGGAAAUCAGGUCACCUCAGCGUGGGCUCAGCUGGAAUCACUGCUGCCUGGCUGCUUUUCUGGAGGCCUUGGGAGAACAACUGGGAGCUGCUGAAAUGGGGCCUGUAUGGUGCAGACUGGCUGGAUUACAAGGAAUCAAACUGGGUGCUGAGGCUGGCUGAGCACAGGACAGGUACACAGAUAACUGGGAAGGAACAGACUUCCAAAGGGCCUCUAAAGAAGGACAAGAACUUUGAGCUGAUCCCUCUAAGCCUUGAUCUUCUGUUACUCCCAGCACUCCUCUGCUCAAAUACCUGCUCCACUGACACACUCAGCACUCAGAGGGCCAGUUUUUGACACUUCCCUGAGCUCAGGCUCUCUGCACUGUGCUGACUGACAUUCAGUGAAAACUCAAAAGUCAUCCAGCAGUUUUUGAUUGCUCUCACCAGCUGAUCCACAUCUUCAGAAGGUUUGACUCCAGAGAUCCUCUGGCCUUUGCUUUUAAGGGUAAAACCACACAGAGCUGCUGCUUGCGUCACAUCUGGGAGCUGCUUCAGACCAAAGAACAACUUGUCAAUGGACUGGGCUGCUUUCUCUAGACCUCUUGCUUGGCACACAGGCAGCUGCAAAGAGCAGCCAAGACUUUUCAUGCUGCUGUGGGAGUCGUGAAGGGGAAAAGUACUUUUCAGACCAAAGGGCUUCAGAAUAAAAGCCCGUCUAAAUUUACUGCAAGAAAUCAAACCCACAGAGCAAUCUUUCUGCUGGGAUUUCCAAGGUCCAGUCAGUAACUUCUUAACUAUUUUAAGCAUCAGGCAAGAACACUGGAUUACAUGCUUUUUCAAAGAAUAGUGAAUACUUUGCAUUUUGUUUUUUCCAACAGUAGACUACCUUAAAAGAAUAUCCUUUCUUUAGACAUCAGAGCAGAAGUAAAUUCCUCUAAAUCAGGGUUAAAAAGCUACUAAAUUCAUGGGGCAAAGAGCCUGAAUUAACCUUUGAUACUGUGUUUGUUAGUUCUUUUGCAGUUUUUUCCCUUUAAAAAAAAACAACUCCUAUCCAUCAGAGAAGCCCCAGUGCCACAUGAACACAGCUUCAGAGGAAAUUACUAUCAGUCAUAAACAUCCAGGAAGCUGCUGUCCCUUGAACAGAGCCUGCAGCAGCUGCAUUCCAUCCCUGUGUAGAACCUUCCUCCCCCCAGGCAGCAGUUCAGGCUCAGUGCUUGUCCCAGCUGUGCACACCACGGAGCACUGGGACACUGCUGGUACCCACUGGGACAUUAUUAGCAACAGUCUCACAUUUUCUUCAUCUUCACCAUGAAUUUAAGCCUUACAGUAAUGUAUUUCCAAGGAGAGGUCAGCUGUAUAGGAAUCAAAAGAUUCCUACAUUUGAGAUCUUUUCAAGAUGUGAUCCUGAAACACAAAAUGCUCAUGUGAGCUGCACAAGGAGCUCUGCAGGGAGUGGAACUAAGCCAGAGCCUUGCUGGUGGGAGAAAGUCACCCUUGCCCCUGUCUGCUACCACGUGUGAUACUUGUGUAUUUGUGAGCUUGUACAAGAAUGUAUUACCUGUGAUUAGUUUACAGUUUUGGAGGUUAUUUAUACCAUAAUUAAAAGACAGCAUGCAGACAUGCCUCUGGAUGUUGGAGUGAGUCUGUCAAGAACACCUGCACACACGUUGUAAGACUGAUACCACAGGGAUUCUUCAGGAAGACAUUAACAUGAAAAAUACAUUAUUCAUUAUUUCGGAUAACUUGGUCUUUCCUUGUGCUGGACUUGAUUUAAUGGCAAUGACAGAAAAAUAAACAUGGCUUACCUUCCCAUUUCCCACAGGGCAGCUGUUCAGGUUCAGCAGUCCUUAGUAAGGUCUUCCUUUUAAGCCUGGAGAUGCACAGAUUGGCUCCUCCCUCUAUACUGUCUUCAGAUCUGCAAUCUACCACAACACAGCAAUAAUGAGUGCAUUUUGUCCCAGAUCAAAGUUGCUGCCCAACAUCUGUGUUGACACAGUCUGUGCCAGCACAUACCCUGAGAGCUGGCAGAGCCCAGACCAGAGCAAACUGUUUACUCCACUGUCUCAGGCUGGGGAACAGCUCAUUUCUUUUAUCCAGUGAUUACUAAAUCGAGUCUCUGUUAAGGAAAGAUACAUCUGCUUUUGUUCCCCAGCCUCUGCUGCAUGGCCUGUUUGACCUGGCUUCAAGUUCCCAUUUGCUUCUGCAGUUGAGCAGGAAGUUCCCAGCCCUGUGUGUGAGCUCUGGGGAUGCUGGAGAACAGGGCUCAGCCCCUGCAGUUCAUGACAUUCUACUUACUGCUGCAGCAGGCAAAAAAUCUUGGACUUCACACAAGCUGGAGAUUGUUUCCUAGAAGAUGAGGGUCUUUUCAGAAAAUCCUGUGUGCAUGAGAGCUGGCAGGAAGGACCCUCUACUGACUUCUCUGAUGCACCUCAGAAAAACAAAACCAUCCAUUUCAGAGUGACAUUCUGAGUAGCUUUAAUUAACUGGCUAAUUCAACACACCAGUCAUGUCUGCUAAAAAGCCUUGCUUGGCAAUUUUUUUUCACGACUAACCCAUGAUGAGAAAACAUAAAAACAUCCCAAGUGGGUUCCACCAGUAGCAAGAAAAAGCAAAGCAGACUUUCUCAGGACAGGCAUAGACUUCUGAAAUUAAUAAAGUACAGUAGGUUUUAUUGAAUCCCAGGGAUCCACACAGAGUCAUGUUUUAUUCCUACUGUACAUAAGUAGCCAGAUUUGGUCACUCUGACGAGCAGAGCUGGCUUGAACCUCACAUUCAACACCUCCGAGUGCGUCUCUGGACACGGGAACUGGCAGUGAGUGCCAAGAUCCGUCAGUCAGUCAAGCCACUGCAGGCUCAGCACCAUCAAACAGAAAGCCAAAGAUGGCUUGAGCAAUGGAGUGGUAAAAUCUUGUUCUUCCUGUCUGCAGUUUAAUUAUUCAUCUCUCUGCAGCAGGUUCUCGGAAGCAAAGCCCAACUGCAAAUUCAAACAGUACAAAAUAAUCAAACAGCUCCGAGAGCCCUCACUGAAUGUUAGCACGGGGAACAUUCCCUGGAGAGUGCUGGAAGACCAUCAGAUCAGAGAGAAAGAGUCCAGCCCAGAGCCCAGCCUGAAGAACUGCCAGUCUCCUGGGCUGCACCUCUUCCAGCUGGAGCUGCAGGUCUCAGCAGCCCAGAAAAUGUCCACAUUUCUUAACGAUGCCACUGACUCCAUGGACAGUGUUAAAAACCAGUAGAACUUUUAAAUACAACUUGUCACUACUUUCCAGGCUUAUGGUCAGUAAGAAAACCAUAGUGAGACAUGAGAGGGGAAAGUAAACCCCAAAGAAGCACAUCUGAGUCUCUCCGAGAGUGGGAAACAGCUCCCCCACCAUUCCUGACCAGCCCAAUGCUCCCUCCAAUCCAUCCAAACCCAGCUCACGGAUCUUCUCUCUCUCUCUCUCCCUCACUUUCCCAGCCCAUCUGUUGAGAAGCCCUGUGCUAAAAACAGGGGAAAAGUACAAAAUAACACAGGUCUGCAGUGACAGCCUUGUCCCAGGGGCUGACUGAGCUGAGUGGGAAUCAAGGCAUGAUAUUAAAACAAAUGGUGUCUGUAGCCAUGGGAGCAGAAGAAAGGGGUGAAAUGACCUCCACAGCCUCUAUACUUGUGGGUGCAACAGAGCUACCAGUGAGGGGUGGGGUGAACUCGGGAUUUCAGGGCUGCAGUUCUAGGAGAGACGAGCAGAGGUGAAAAUACAGUGAAUCAGAGUGUUUUGAUUAUUUAGUUGAUUAGACUGCACAUUGCAUAAUCAUGCAGGGGUUUUUGUGAUUGGUAUUUACACUAAAUGUCUCUCUGAAGGAUAAUAAUACUGGCAUGAAACUUAUGCACUCAGUGGAAUAUCUAGUGUAGGUGUGAAACAUUAAGGCAUUUAACACCAGCUUCCAGAAUUGCAAUAUGCAGUACUUUAAAAUAACUGAAGGAGUAACAUUUAAAGGGGAAUUCAUUAGUGUAUCAAAGAGAAAAGAUUACAUGAAAUCAUUACAACCAGUCCAGAACAAAAGUUACUGUUACAAUGCUGUCUUACACCACAGUGAGUGACCUGCUCUGCAAACUCCAGCUUACCUUUCCUGCUGUUUCGAGCACUUGGUUUUCCCAGAUUAGGAGAAGGAAUGAUUUUGCCUGCUGGAAAAACAGACAUCCCUGCAAACACCACAAAAGCGCUGGAUGUAAGGUUUGGCAGACAGAACACUUAAACAGUGACUUUACUAUUUACAGCAAAAGUUCACACAGGUAAAGAAUAUAUUUAAGUUGCCCCCGAGCCCCCCAGGUAACACAGCCCAGCAAAACCAAAUCCCUUCGUGGUGCAGUUUUCACUCUGAACUGGUUCCACCAUGGCCCGUGACAAAACCCCCUGAUUCACUAACUCCUACUCACUUCUCCCUGUUUUGCUUCGACCUUCUCUCUGAAACAUCCUGGGCCACUAAAAGAACCUUUACAUGAAAAGAACCAACCAGAACUAACUUGUACUUUAACUCCCCAGGCACACAAAGUGAGGCAUUUACUUGGCUCCAUGUGCUGUGUCAGGUUAUGUGUGACAGAGUCACAGAGGAGGCUUUGCAUUGGUGUACUCACAGUAAAAAAAAAAAAAAAAAAGAAGAAGAAAAAAAAAAGGUGUUCAUUGGGCAAAAGUUGAAAAGGACCACCUGUAACUAGCAUGGAAUAAUGUUUCUUACAGCAUGACACCAAGAAUUAUUCCAAACUCAAAGACUUAUGAAACACAACCAGCCCAUGUGAAAUUGUGCCAAAUCAGACAACUUGGUCCUUGCCCAAACACUCUGAAGCAAGAAAGCACUGAGGGCUUGGGCACAGCACUUCUCUCCAGGAAGAGCCACACUGACUCACACCUGCAGGCUCACUCUCAAUAUACACUUUGAGCCAUCAAACACAAAACCUCACACAAGUCCAACUUGGCAGUGAAGUGACUAACAGGCUCUAACAACAGGUAGAAACCCAUGUGAAGUGGGCAGCAACACCCAGGAUGUCCCUUUGGAAAACACCAGCUGGCCCCUCACCUCCAGCCAGCCCCCAGGAACGAUGAGUCACCAUCUUCUCGGAAUGCUGAGCCCCAGGAAAGAUUGUUUUAAACAGGUUUGAUGGGAGCUCUGGAAUAUGAACCAUCAUGAGCACAUGAAUCAGUUCUCACACACCACCUGAUUACUAUUCCAGCAAAAAAAUCUGUUUAGAAUUACAAGUGUGACAGCUCCCAGCAACAGCAGAUUGGGUUUUCUCUACAGGAACUGCAUUUUGGGGAACAGAGGGUUCUAGUAUUACACAGCAGCACUGAUCUAUGUAGCACUGCCUGUAGUCUUCACAGGAGCCCAGGGACUGCUUGCAGGCCUGAAGAACACAGGAAGAAAUGUCAGCUUCACCUCCAAAAGAAAGGCAGUUUUAUUAGGUGUAAACAAAUGAAAUUCUGUGGAAAAUAGUGCAAUAUUCAAGUUAAGCAGACACACACACAUAAACUCUUCAUUUCUUUACAAAGGAGGAAGGCACACAUCAAAAUAUGCACUGUGUGUUUUAUUAAAAAUGCAAUUGUACUUAACUUUAUAUCAAACAGUUUUAUCAUAUGAAACCAAAACGAUGGACCAAUGCACAUGUUGCCAACAUGCAGGAUCUGUAUCAAACCACACAUAAUUCUGAGAAGGGACAAGGGCACCUGCUGAGAUGGGAUCUGAUGCAGCCCAAACCUCAUUUCCUUGGGAGGGGAAGGUGAUGAUCCCCUGGCAGAGCUGGAGGUGGCACACACUGCACCCUGAGCAGCCCUGUGCACAGAACACCUUCUGGGUCACACAAACUCCCUUGUGCCAGCCCCUCCUCCUUGUCACACUCCCUUCCUCACCUUCUCCCCAGAGUUCCUCUGUUCCCUGCUCCUUGCUCUCUUCUUUCUGGUGCUUCAAAACCACCAUCAGUCCCCUCCACCCAUUCCUAAACUUUUCAUGCCAGCAAGUCCUUAGCUGCUCCUCAGUAGCUUCCCUAAUGCUUUAGCACAGGAAGAGCUUGGCUUUGUUCAGGCCAAAGAGGAGCAAACAUCUCAGAGGAGUGACCUGGGAACAGCUGCAUUCACAAGGGAAGGGUGAGGGAACCCAGAGGAGCUGCUCCAACCUCCCUGGGUGCUCCUUCAGAUCUGCCUCUCCCCAGAGUCAAAGGCUUUGUGCUCAGCCCAGCAGCAGCCAGCAGGCAAAGCUGCCUUUUAUUUUUUUGUCUGUGCAGAGAAAUUUUCAGUAUGAAGGGACUGACCUAGAGAAGAAUCUGGGUUGUCAGGAGAGCACUGUUUUAGUCACUUGGACACACGGGAGCAUUACAAGUGAAGAUGGGAGUCCCAGGAGUUGUUACACACCUUUGGUGCUGCUCCUGCCCUAAGGCUUGGGGUGCAUGUUACAGCAGCAGGCCUGACCUCACUCUUCUGAAGAAUUUCAACUGAAUAUGCUUGAGAGAAGGAUCUUGGCAGCAUCUGCAUAGCCAUUAGUCAAAUAUUCCCAUCAAGGAUUUAUCUCCUCUUGCAGCUUUUGUGGAGCCUUCAUUAGAAAAGGAUUAAUAAAAUUAAUUGAAGUCGGCAUCAGGAUUGCUGUCAUAUUUUAGCAACAAGAAUAAGCACGCCCACCAUCUCAAUUCAGAGAUCACAAAAUCCUGCAGGAGCACACUGAGCCAAGCACUAAGCAAGGUCAUUUUACACUCCAGCACCCAGGGAUGUGCGAGGAGGGCCAAGUGCUGUACCCUGCAUUACACAGCCAGUGUGGAGGAACAGAAACAGGAGUCCCAUUCCUUACGCCCUGUCCUUACACCUGCAGGCUCUGCAGACUCCCCGUGCUCUCCUGGAGCACCUCGGGCAGGAGAACACAGGGUGAGAAUUCCCAUUUGCUGCUGUCACUGCAGGCAUUCCCUCCCUCCCAAUGGGCAACAUUCACACUCCUGGAAACUCCAUCCAUCCCCAUGAUCCCAAGAGCAGACAGGAGCAGAACAACUGCCCUUGUGAGCACGGUGAGAACCCACCGGGCCAUCCCCCAAAGUCACACCGACCUUCCACACCUCAGGCCAACACUUAUAAAACACUUUAAUGGAUCUGCCAGGAAACAGACUGCAAGUUGUUAGUUACUGUUUCUUUGGAGAACACACUGAAUUGGCUAUAGAGGAACAACACUAGUCAGGUACUUCAAAUAUGAUCUCUGAAAGACAGUAAAAUAAAAAGAACUAUUUGAUAAGAAAAAAAAAAAGCAAGAACAUCCAUGAUUUUAUUACAAAAACACCCAGCAACUGUAUUUAACACAAAAACAGUAACUGAGAGUCUCUUUUUAUUUUUUCUUUCAGUGUACAUGCUCAUUAUUAUUCCAUUUAAUUUACAGAAGGGCUAUGUAAAAUGAAAUUAAAAUUAGAGAGGAAACAAAAAGGAAGGUUGAGGCAUAGAAUUUUCUUAGCAAGCAACGAUCACGGGAGACAGCACAGAUUGAACAGGGAUUCAACAGGAGUGACACCUAGGGAUAAAGGUAAACAGUAACUUUUUCCUUAUCCAUUAGAUUUUCCAUGGGGCUUUUUUGUUUGUUUUAGCAAAACAGUUUAGAGUAUCACAGUAUACAGGAAGACUAAAUGGCAAAGAACAUCUCACACACACACACAUUUAUCCCUGCUACUGGUCCAGGAUCCAAAACUUCAGUUAACAUUCGAUUUCCUAUCUCUCAUUCAUUGAUAAACUAUACAGGAUUACACUGUACAUGGAGUUAAAAUUACAAAAAUGUCAUAUUUACAAAAAUCUGUACACACAUAGUAAAACUCACAAAAUUGUCAUCUAUGUAUCACAAGUUGCGACACCAAAAUAUUAAAAAUGGGAUAAAAUUAUACAUUUCUCUU
Pseudopipra pipra is the source of this 10015-nucleotide messenger RNA. RefSeq names its product UDP-GlcNAc:betaGal beta-1,3-N-acetylglucosaminyltransferase 9 (gene B3GNT9). The coding region runs from base 465 to 1712 and encodes 415 amino acids. Gene Ontology annotation, molecular function: UDP-glycosyltransferase activity; hexosyltransferase activity. Lineage: Eukaryota; Metazoa; Chordata; Aves; Passeriformes; Pipridae. The transcript is spliced from 3 exons. The record is from RefSeq and is a predicted model, not a curated record. Gene Ontology annotation, cellular component: Golgi membrane.